Molecule: messenger RNA, 1460 nt
Organism: Closterium sp. NIES-67
Lineage: Eukaryota; Viridiplantae; Streptophyta; Zygnematophyceae; Desmidiales; Closteriaceae
Source: the annotation of a GenBank genome assembly
CAUGUUUUCUAGUAAUGACGUUGGCCUCGAUUAGAGCGAGCAAAAUCAGCCAGUGAGGUUGCCUGCGGGAGCACGGCGCAGCGCCAUGCCCACCAAGCCCUCACGGCGCGCGCAGCCAGGCAGCGCCACGAGCUCGUCGGGGGGCACCGCGGAUGCACCGCUUCCGCCGUCGCUCUUCGCCAAGGGCCCUUUCCCCUUGCGCGCUGCCCUCCUCGCCUCCGCCGCCGUCCCCGACGCCCUUCCACCAGGCCCGCCAGGCGGAGCGGCGCAGCCGGCGGGCGUCGAGUCGCCGUCGCAGUGCCGCCAAUCGGCAAUCGCCCCCCCCGUCGAGUGACGGUCGCGAUGACAGCUUCCACGGCGCGGAGGGCGCUAUCGGCGCAGAGGGCGCGCGGAGGGGGGGCGAGACGGAGAGUGCGGGCAGCGAGGGCAGCGGGGGCGUGGGCGAUGCGCGUCGAGGGCUGACGUGCUGGACGUGCGGCGAGGCGUUCGCCGACGUGCCACAGCAGCGCGCGCACUGCAAGGCGGACUGGCACCGCCUCAACGUGAAGCGCCGAGCAUCCGGGCGGCCCGCACUGGCAGAAGACGCCUUCACGGCGCUGGUGGAGAGGAGGGGCGCGCAGGGGGCGGGCGGAGGGCAGGGCAGGGGGGAGCAGGGGAGGGGCAGAGGCCGGCAGGGCAAGGCGGAUGCGGUGGGGGGCACAGCGGGGCGGGGCGAGGGCGGAGCAGUGGAGGGCGAGGGGGAAGGCCGGGGGGGCGAUGAUGAGGACGACUGGUCGAGCAUCUCCGGGUCGGAGGACGAGGAAGAGGGGGGGAGGGAGACGAGCAGGGGGGGGAAGAGGGCAGGGCGGCAGGCAGGUCGCCCAAGGUGCACUUCGUGCUGCCAGAGACAGGCGACACAUUCGCGCUUUGGAGAGUGCUCUUCUCACCAGUGACCUACCAACCUCGAGGAGAGCUGAUGCACGUCCAGGAAAGAAGGUAGACGAAAAAGGGAACUCCUUCACGGAAAAAACACUACAGCCCCACACCGAAAAAUUGCACUUGUAAUUUGGACAAGGGUAACUAGUGAGCAUUCGAACACAAAAGGCAGAGCCAUAUCACGAAGUGGGGCUAUUGGGGUGCGCUUCGAUUCUUACCAGCGGCCGUCCUCACGCUGCUCCAACUUUGAUGGCCCAUCCCUGGUGGCUCCCUGGCCCCCGAAACGCGGGGACCAGCGAUCCGGCGAGCUCCUACCAGUGUUUCCCUGUAGAGCACUGUUUCCCUGUAGAGCACUGUUUCCCUGUAGAGCACUGUUUCCCUGUAGAGCACUGUUUCCCUGUAGAGCACUGUUCCCUGUAGAGCACUGUUUCCCUGUAGAGCACUGUUUCCCUGUAGAGCACUGUUUCCCUGUAGAGCACUGUUUCCCUGUAGAGCACUGUUCCCUGUAGAGCACUGUUUCCCUGUAGAGCACUGUUUCCCUGUAG